GGUUUCUUUAUUAGUUGAACUUUUCAUCUAUUUGUGUUCGCCGAAUAUGAUAUUCUCCAUUUAUAUGAUAAUCCACUUUAUUCUCUGUAUGGGAAAAGGAACGGCAAAGAACAUAUCUUGGAAAUAAAUAUUUAGGCAUUCUGAUCCUUAGAAAACACAAGAUUGUUAUUCAAAUUUUGUAGGGAAGAUUUCUCCAAUGUACUAUUGAAGUGUUUGCUUGACAGGAGAAGAAGAUUUUCGCUGUGUGCAAACAUGCUCAAGGUCACGAAUGAUCAAGUCGCAGGACACAAAGCCGGUGAUGGGAAACUUGGGCCCCUUAUCGAUGAUUUAGGCCGUUUCUACAAGCCUCUUCAGAGUAAUGAACGCGGAUCAAAUGAACUUACUUUCUACACAUCUUUCUCUACAAACACUAGAAUUCCCAGCCCCAUUCGCAGAUUCUUCCCUAACUUUUAUGGCACUCAGCUUGUUGAGGCGUCUGAUGGGUCCAGCUUGCAACCUCAUCUAGUUUUGCAAGAUUUUAAUUUUGGUCGAGUGAAUCCAUCAAUAAUAGAUAUCAAAAUUGGUUCUCGAACUUGGGAUCCACAAGCAUCAGAGGAGUACAUUCAAAAGGGUUUGAAGAAAGAUAGGGAAACUUCAAGCCUUCCAUUAGGAUUCAGGCUAUCCGGGUUCCAAAUCUAUCAAAACAGAGAAUUAGGAUUCUGGAAGCCAGAGAGGACAUUUCAGAGUCUUUCAGCUGAUGAAGUAGACUUACUUCUAAGAAAGUUUGUUUCUUCCAACACAUCUGCAAAUUUGGAUUUGCAACCUGAUUGCUCUUUUGCUUCAAUUGUUUAUGGAGGUUCAACUGGUAUUUUAUCACAAUUACUGGAACUAAAAGCAUGGUUUGAGGAUCAAACUAUCUACCACUUCUAUUCUUGUUCAGUACUUAUGACGUAUGAAAAGGAGUUCGUUUCAAAUGGAAAGAUCCCAUGUGCAGAGAUCAAGCUUAUUGAUUUUGCACAUGUUUACGAAGGCCAGGGAGUUAUCGACCAUAACUUCUUGGGCGGGCUCUGCUCGUUGAUAAAGUUCAUUUCAGAGAUCCUCAUUAGUCCAGAAGAGUGUACAACUGAAGCUUCUCCUAAGGACAUUCAAAAGAAUCAGAUAUAUUUUGAAGAGUUAAUUAAAUGACUCAUCGUCAACAUUUAUAUCUGGUUACUACUUGCCCACUUACAAAUAAAAGGUUACUGAAUGCUCACUAUAGAGCUUUACCCAUCCAUCAUCCUUUCGAUUUAUGUCUAAAGAAUUGAAACUUUGUGCUGCUGCUACUACAAUGUUCAAAUUUAACAUUAGCUACUCAUCUGGAAGCUUAAAGAUUUAUGUGCAUUUUGAUAUCCUUUCUGAUU
Molecule: messenger RNA, 1379 nt
Organism: Olea europaea var. sylvestris
Lineage: Eukaryota; Viridiplantae; Streptophyta; Magnoliopsida; Lamiales; Oleaceae
Product: inositol polyphosphate multikinase beta-like
Exons: 1
Coding region: 253-1164 (303 amino acids)
Biological process (GO): inositol phosphate biosynthetic process
Cellular component (GO): nucleus; cytoplasm
Molecular function (GO): inositol tetrakisphosphate kinase activity; inositol-1,4,5-trisphosphate 3-kinase activity
Source: RefSeq, a predicted model, not a curated record